Molecule: messenger RNA, 6710 nt
Organism: Ahaetulla prasina
Lineage: Eukaryota; Metazoa; Chordata; Lepidosauria; Squamata; Colubridae
Gene: MDC1
Product: mediator of DNA damage checkpoint 1
Exons: 15
Coding region: 124-4632 (1502 amino acids)
Biological process (GO): positive regulation of transcription initiation by RNA polymerase II
Cellular component (GO): nucleus
Molecular function (GO): protein binding
Source: RefSeq, a predicted model, not a curated record
UUUUUAAACGGCAGCGGAGUGGACGAAUGAAAACUCUUCCUGCCGAGAGAGGUGGGGCGCGCCCAUAAAGAGCGAUCGUCCGCCUUCGCUUUUAGGGUGCCCGGAGAAGGGGUGCAAGGAAGGAUGGAACAAACUCAGUUGUUGGAGUGGGAUGGAGAAGGCGACUCCACGGAUGGGUCUGAUGCUGCACGGGAGACCCCUAAGCCGGUGGGGCGCCUGCAUCUGCUGAGCAGCAAGUACGGCCCUGAGAAAGAUUUCUGGAUCUACCCUGGCGAGAACACCAUUGGCCGCUUGGAAAGCUGUCACGUCUGCUUGCCGGCUAAUUCUGUUUCCAAAAUGCACGCGGUGAUCGAGGUGCCCUCCUCCCACGGGCCCCACCUUUUGUAUGAUCAAGGCAGCAUGAACCGGACGCGGCGCCAGCGGCUGAACUUGAUCCCACAGGUCCGGUACAGCCUUCAGGAUGGGGACACCUUGCUCUUUGGAGACGUGGGGUGCCAGUACUUCAUCCUGGUCCCGGAUACCGAUUGCGACUCCCACGACGACUCCAUGGCGGUGCCACCGUCCCAGGAAAGCGUGGAGGCCACUGCGCUGGCCAUUGAGGAAACGCCUGCGCCGGGCAGGAGAAUCGGCUUUGGGCAAGUUUUGGUCCAGGAUUCUGACAAGGAAGAGGAAGGGGAGGAAGUGAUCAAUGGGACAGGAAGCUACUUACACCACGCAUCGAAAGAUGAGUCCGAUUGCUGUAACAAAAAUGGCACAGAAGGACAAGCGAGUUUGGCUUCCUUUGGUGUCUCCUGUCCUUCAGCUACUGUGGUGCCUGAAAGCGAUGAUGAAAAUGGAGAGCCUUUGGUCGGUGGCUCCCCCUGCCCUGCCCUGCGCCUUUCCUUUGAGAGCCAGGAGGCUGAGCGGAGCCCCGUAGAGAACGGUGGUGGUCCUUCCUCCAACAGAGAAGACUGUGAAGGGGCCACAGCUGAAGAGGAGGGAGCUUCUGCAGAACAAGGCCUGGUGGAAGGCUUUCGUUUGGACAGCGAUACAGAUGUAGAGGAUGAAAACCAAAUGGGUGGCAUCUCUGAAGUGCCAGCAUCAUUGGAUCCGGAAAAAAGGGAUAGGGGCCCAGAUAUGGACCCUGACACUGAUCUGAAUGAGUCUUCAGUGGUGGCUCCAGUUGUCCGUUGUCUCCAAACCUCAGUGGAGCUGGGCAGUGAUACGGAUGCGGAGGAGACUGUGGAAAGUCCAGCUGUCUUCAGAUUAAAGCUCCCCUCUACUUCUAUGGAAAAAGAAGAGGAUGACACCGAUGUGGAAGCAGAGGUGGAAAAUCCAAGCGUUGUUUGUCCAGGAAAACGUGAGCCUGUUCCCCCCCCAAAAAGUGACUGCAAACAGUUGGAAGACAAUGUAGACAACGUCCAACUUGGCGGGAAAAAGGAUGAUGACACAGAUGUGGAGGAAGAUUUGGAUAAUCCAGAAAGCGGUGUGAAUGCCCUGCCUCCCCCUGCCCAUGAAGAUGUUGACACAGAUGUGGAAGACUCAGCUGUCAAAGAAGAGACUCUAGGUAGGACCAAGAACCGUGUAGUUGGUGGCCACAGUAAUGAUGAAGAUGUUGACACAGAUGUGGAAGACUCAUCUGUCAAGGGAAAGACUCCUAGUAGGACCAAGAACCGUGUAGUUGGUGGCCACAGUAAUGGUGAAGAUGUUGACACAGAUGUGGAAGACUCAUCUGUCAAGGGAGAGACUCCAGGUAGGAUCAAGAACCGUGGAGUUGGUGGACAUGGUGAUGAUACCAAGGAAGAAGCAAUUAAAUCCCAGCUGGAGAAUUCAGAAGAUACUUGUCCUCAGAGGACCUGUUCUUCAAGCAGUAAGGAGAGCAGCACAGACAUGGAAGAGGUCCCCCUCAAGAGGAUUGUGCCAGAGGGUCAUAGUGUCAGUGAGAGACACGGUGAUGUGGUUGAGUUGACCAAAAAUUCUGAUGUUGAACUCGAGAUGAGUUACGAAGUUGGUGACCAAUCUCCUAGGGACUUCAAAAAGAAGGAGCCCUCGCCGAACUCUGAGCAACACAACCUGCCCAUGCUCUUUCUAGGUAGUGAUACAGAUGGGGAAGAGGAGGCAGGUAAUCCAGAUGUAGAAUCAAAGAAGAGCCAACAAGUCUCCAGUGCAGAGUCCAGCAAAGGAAGUAGAGUGAGCCAUUUGCGGGAUCCGGAUAUUGGAUCUCAGGAAAAACCUUCACCUGUACAAGACAAGGACAGUGAUACUGAUGCGGAAGUGACAUCCGUGGGUCGUGAUAAAUCCACGGCUCAAGACAGCGAUACAGACACCGAAGACGUUGCUCCAUCUUUACUAAGAAAGCCCCUAGAAGAGAAAAGGGCUCAGAUAAUAAUCCCAGGGAGAUCCCAGGCGGGAGGAGAGCAGUUGACGUCUUCUGCAGUGGGAGCUGGAGUGUCCUUCAAAUCUCGUGAAGACAACGAAGACACAGAUGCAGAGAGGUGGGAAUCCUAUUCAGCAGACGAGAGCAACACCGAUGAUGAGCUUGAUGUGUCCUUGCAAGCUACACAAUGUUACCUACCAACUGAAAACACUUCACCUGGACUUGAAAAAGCUGGAGGCAUCACAGCUACAGUAUCAGGUUCCGAUUGUGCUCUGGAAGAGGAGCCCACUCAGGCAUUUGACUUCAGUCCACCCUUUUUACCCGCCAAACGUCAGUUCAGCAAUGUGACCAGCUCACCUUUGAAAGACAACAGUUCUGACCAGGAAGAUGACAUGCUGGAAGCUACCCAGCCAUACUGUGAGGAGCCCGAGCAAGUCUCAGCAGAGCCCCGCGAGGCCUUGGCCGUCAAAAAGAAGCUGGACCCAGAACGGCUUGUCCAGAACCAACCCGAAGAGGACAAAUGUUUUGAGCAGGUGCCUCAGCCUGACUUCCCAGCUGCCACCUCUCCAGGAGAAGAAACCACCUCCAUUCUUCCAGGAGACAACCUUCCGCCUCAGGCUGUGGAGAUGCCCUCUAUGCAGUCCUCCUUGCAGAAACCAGAGGGCGCCCCUGAAGAGGAAACUCAGCCUGUCCGCUCUGUGCAAAUUCCCCUUGUGGUCAGCAAGGGGACCUUGACUCCACAGGAAGAGAAGAGGGUGGAGGUGCCGGAAAGUGGAAGCCCUCCUUCAGAGGUGGUGGCGGCGAGACAGAGUGAGGCAACUCCUGUGGAUGACCGGGUGGAAGAAAACUCGGAAUUAAUUAGAAAAACAAAGAAUUCUAAGAAGGUAUUGGUGCCAGCCCAGGAGGAUCCGGCUUCAGCAACGCCCCCUGCCCGUGAGUUGCGGCGCAGUCUGAGACCUUCAACUACUUCUGCUUCACCCACUCCUGUCCCAGAAAGACGAAGCCUCCGCCAUCACGGAUCUGGGGCCGUGGUUGCAUCCAGCACCCCGGCUGCUCCAGAGACCAGGCGUAGGGGGCUGCGGCAGCUCAGCAAUGCAAGUCAGAGAAUGAGGGAAGUGAAGGGGAGGCCAGAACAGCCCGGAGAAGAGGGGCCCAGGAAGAAGGCCAGGAAUGGAGACCUGAACGCGGCUCCUGUUCCUCAAAGUCGAACGAGGGGCUCCCAGAGGGCAUCCAGGGCUGCCAGCAAAGUUACAGAAGUAGCAAAAGCCGUCUCUGGCAGCAGCCCUGGGGCCAGGGAGCCCACAAAACGGGUCCAGAGGGCUCCUGCUCCCGACCCUGGGCUAGAAGGGCAGACGGAGCGUCCAAGGACUCGGGCCAGCAAGCAUUCCAGCAGCAGCAGCACUUCCGUGAGCACCCCAAGCCCAAAGGAUUCUGGGAAAGGUGCCAAACUUGGGCAGGAACCUGUCUUCACUCCGUCUUCAGGAAGGAGGUUGCGGCGUCACAGCCCAGACAGCAAAGUGAUAAGUCAAAAGGCUUCAUCGGGCAGUCGCACCCGGCGUGCCACCGGACCUGGCAGCCCUGCCCCCAAGGUGCUGUUUACAGGUGUGAUUGAUGAGGAAGGAGAGCGUAUAGUGGCCGAGUUGGGGGGUACUCUGGCAGAAUCUGUCUUUGACUGCACUCAUCUUGUGACAGACCGCGUACGUCGCACCGUCAAGUUCUUGUGUGCCCUGGCUCGGGGAAUCCCCAUUGUGACGCUUGAUUGGCUGGAGAAGAGCAGACGGAACGCUUUUUUCCUGGCACCAAACAACUUCCUCGUUCGGGACCCUGAGCAAGAGAAGAAUUUGCGGUUCAGCCUCUCCAACUCGCUGCAGAAAGCACAGCAGAAUGGAGCCCUUUUCCAGGGCUACGAGAUCCAUGUCACUCCUAACGUGAAGCCAGAACCAGAACACAUGAAAGACAUUGUUAAAUGCAGCGGUGGGACCUUAUUACCAAGAAUGCCGCGGGCCUUUAAGGAGAAGCGUGUUGUAGUGUCCUGCCCCGAGGACCUGUCGCGCUGCAAACCAGCUCAGGAAGCCGGAGUCCCGAUCACCAACGCGGAGUUCAUCCUGACGGGUAUUCUGCAACAGACGGUGGCCUUGGAGGCUCACCGCCUGGAUGGAAGUGUGGGUCCAUCUCCUGCUUCCAGCCCCCUCGUUCCCUCGACCAGAACCAGCAAGAGGCGGGCAGCCACACAGACGGCACCAGCUCCGCCCAGCACAGCCAAGAGACGACGCUGAUUCUCCCCCCCCCCAAAAGGGCAGCACUGCCUUAAAACUGUACAUACGGGAUUUUUUUUUUUUAAUUUUCCGCUGCCAAUAAACGGGGUGUGAAAAGACAUUUGAUGGUUUUGGAAUGGGGUCUUAGUAGUUGGACUGGGUGCUAAAUGGGGGAGAGGGUGACCCCAAAAAACAAACAAAAAACCCUUUCUAAAUCAGGAGUGAUUUAAUUUUUUUUUUUAGAAAUUUAAUUUAAAUCGGGGGUGGGUGGGCAAUCCAACCCUGGCAGCUUUCAGACCUUCCGAUAUAUAAUUAUAGCAAUUCAAAGGUAGGCCUCGUGGCAGCAACUUCUACGUCUUUUACUUUUAGGGUGACCCGCUAGAAUCGCAAUAAUGCCAAAAUAAACAUAUAUGCCCAUAAAAUGGGCAGUUUAGUCAGCUUGAAAGCUGCUACAGCUUUGAAACAGCCUGUCAGACUGAAUUCCAAAAGUUGGGCAGAACUGGGGUGCAAUGCCUAAAAAGGAAGAGUUUUUUUUAAAAAAAGUAUUAUUUGCAUUUUUAAAAAAUAAAAUAGGAAUUGAGGCAAAAGGUAAAGGUUUCCCUGUCAGUUGUGUUAGAUUCCAGUAAAACCAUGGACCAAAUCGCUCGCUGCUUUGGAUCCGAGAUAACCACUAGAUUAAACCUCAGCUUCUAACAUGACCUUGCUUUCAUAGGGGUUGAGCCUUUUUUAUUGAUUUCUAGUGGAUCAGCAAAAAUUUCUGACGCCAACUGUUAAAUUGCAGCAAGGGCAUUAAGCUUUCCUCAAUUUUAUUUCUGAAGCUGCAGACGUCGUCUGUUAUCUUGGGGGUGCAUUUUUGAGCUGCAGCAUUGGAUGUUUGGUAUAGAACAAAACACGUAGACCCAAAAUUCUUUAAAUCUACCAUUUUGACUUAUUUCAGGCUUUGGUUGGGUGAAUUUCAUUUUUUUUUUUUGCCUUUCCAACCCCCUUAAUAGAUGCUUCAGGAUUAUGUGGUCAGGAGAUGUGUGCGAGUGUCUUUAGGAUGGAGUACUUAGCAACACGCAAAGCCAAUUCUUGACUUCCUCUCCCAUCAGGAUGCAUUGGGGAAAAACCUCUGGAUUUUUAUUUUUUUUUUGUAUAGCAGAGAUGGGGAACAAUGGCCCCUUUAUGACUUGUGGACUUCAACUCCCAGAAUUCCUGAGCCAGCAUUGUUGGCUCAGGAAUUCUGACAGCCGAAGUCCACAAGUCAUGAAAGGGCCAUCAGUCCCCAUCCUUGUUCUGUAGCUUCAGGUGGAUCUGGCCCAUUUUCAAAACAUUCAUAUAUUCAGAUCCACCUGAAGCUACAGAACAAGGAUGGGGACUGAUCCAGAACAGAAUAUAUAUAUAUAUAUUGAUGUGGAGCAAGAGGGGGGAAAAUAAAGACUGUGUAUAUAUAUAUAUAUAUAUACAGUCUUUAUUUCCCCCCCGCUUGCUCCACAUCAAAUAGAGACCCGUUAUGUUGUGUUUUGGGGGAGUUAGCCUUAGACAGGCAGGCAUACUUUGCAAUUCCAAAAUGGCAUUGGGUUGGAAAUAUGAAAACUAAAACAAGCAAAUCCUGUCACUUUGAAGUUCAAUCCCUUGUGUGAAAUACCAUGUCUCAGGAAACUGAAGUGUAGAGAUAUAUAUUCCAUAGCCAUUUCCUUAUUGAAUUGUCAAGACAAUGGACAAUUUGAACAGCUCUGAGAGCCUCCAAAAUUGCUUAGAAACUCCUAGGUUGUAGUAUCUAAUAAUCACAGAUCUCCUGACUUAAAAGUGGCCAGCAAAAUUGGUUUCCAUCUGCCAACCAACCAAAUAAUUAUAUCUCAAAUACUUCUAAUUAAAAAGUAAGUAUACCUGUUUAGUAUAAUCACGUUGCAGGGCUUUUUAAAAAAACCAACCAGGAAAUCCAUUGUUGGAACUGGCAGAAUCUGAGCAAACAGCAGGUUGGCAGGUCUGUGGAGAGUCUUCUGUGGUUAAUUUUAAUUUCUAAAUCAGUGUUUCUAAAAUGUUCUGCCAUUGUGGACUUCUAAAUCAUCAUUUGGAAGAUGUAAGGCCUAUUCUAGUAAAAUAAGAAUGUGAAACAU